GUGGAAGAAUCUAAUCUCAUCGGAGACGCUCCCAAAAAAUCGCAUCAUGUGAUUCAGGCUUAAUAUUGGUUCUUCAAAGCGUGAUAUUAUUGUCAUAGUGGACGAAAAUAGGGGAGAUUUUUUCUUCAAACUUUAAAAGCAAAACGCAGCUCUAACCAAACGAAUUGUUAUCGAAUCACUCUCGAUUUUAACACCGAUGUAAACUCUACCAACUCAUACGAGACGUGUAGUAUUAUAUAAAAUUAUUUUUGUAUUUUACAUUCAAAAUGUAUCGCAAUGAUAACAGAUAAUAUUUGAAAAUUAUAAUCGAUCGCUCAAAUCUUGAAUAGACAAAAAUGGCGAUGGAAAUGUGGAAGUAUAUUUUAGCACUUGUCAUCGUAAAUUCAGUGGCCACUGAAAGAAUAAAGGAUAUGAUUUACAUGCCUUUAGAGGGUGUAGCUGCUUGUUUCCGAAAGCAUAAUGGCACACAUCAAUUUGGAUGCUCUUCUAGUAGAUUAGGAAGUGUAGGUGUCGUGCAUCUGAUCGAGGUAGAUAAUGAUAUUACUUGGAUAGAAAAAAAUGCCACUGCUGGUCCGUAUACUGUAGUCCUUCCAUUUGAGAUGUUUACUAGAAAAACACUUGUAAAACUUCGAAAUACGAAUAAUAUAAAUGGAGUGCUAUUAACGAGAAAUACUAGUCAUGAACGUCCGACAAUGUAUUCACCUGAAGACCAGUGUCCAAAUCGAUAUUCCGGUUAUAAAAAAUGUAACGACAUGAAACCAUGGAAUCCUUUUGGAUCUGCAUUACUCAUGGAAGACUGGCCAUUUCCCAUGUUUUAUACAGAGAAUCAAACUGCUUUGGAGGCCAUAAGAUCUUGUUUUGAGACACAUAAUGCUCACAAUCUCGAGACGCAGUAUCAGAGAUCUCUUUGCGCGAUAGAAAUGAAAUCAUUCAUGUAUGCUGCCGUUAACUCGGAAUCGUGUAUAAAACGUACCGGUUUCAAGUUCAAUUUUAAUCCGAUGCAAUUUUGUGAUCCACUUGGAGACAGAAACAUCCAUUGGCCUUUAGCGUCUCUCGAUGAGAAUAAUAAUACAGUAAUAAUGGUAACAGCACGAUUGGACGCAUCGUCAUUAUUCGAUGGUAUAUCACCAGGUGCGCGCAACGUAGUGACAGGACUUGUGACAUUACUCGCUACUGCAUACUACUUGAACCACUUAAACGCCACUGUCGAUAAGACAAACGUUAUAUUCUCAUUGCUGAAUGGAGAGGCAUUCGAUUAUAUAGGAUCUAGUCGUAUGGUGUACGAUUUGAAACAAAAUAAUUUUAAUGCUCUCGGUGGAAUUAAUUUAAACAUUGACGACAUCAAGAGCGUGAUUGAAUUUGGUCAGUUAGAUGGAGAUGAAAUAUUUCUUCACAGCAAUGGCGAAGAUGGCGAUAUGAUAAAUCAUUUGCAGAAUGCGUUGAAUGUAUCGAACAGUAGUAUUCUAACCGGUAGUGUGCCACCUACAUCAGUGCAAAGUUUCCUGGAAGCAAAACCGAAUCUAACAGCUGUUGUGAUAAGCAGUCAUGGAGUACAAUUUAAGAAUAAAUACUAUAAUGGUAUCUUAGACGAUGCGGAAGGUCUUGGUUUUAAUAUAAACGAUACUAGAGGCGCGCUUGCAACAAAUUUAGCGAAAAUUGCUCUUCAGAUCGCUAAUGAACUUUAUCGGAUGGUGACAGGUAAGCAGGAACCGCAGCAACCUGUUGAUCUACCAAUGUCUCUGGAAAAUCUUACUGCGGAAAUGCUAGAUUGUUAUUUGGAGAGCGCAAAAUGUAAUCUCUUUCGUGCAUCUUCGGCGCCCAAUGCUAAAUUGAUUAAUCAGGUCCUACCGUUAUACGUUGGUGUGCACAGGGCACCCAAUCUUGCGACAAGUUUAACAGGCCAGCUUUUAGCUCUCCUAACUGGUGAGAAACUCUUCGAGAUGAAUGAAACAACCUGCCACGAGAAUCGUCUCGCUUGGAUGAGCGGAACCAAUUUUGAAGGCUUGUGUAUAAACUCGACCGUGAAUUAUAGCUCAGCUAUAAGUCCUGCGUUUAUCAUCGAUGGAUAUGACAUGAAGUCCGGGGUCUAUUCGACUUGGACAGAAUCUGUAUGGCAAACAUUGAGCGUAAGAAUGUUUCUUAAACCAUCAGCAGCGACAGAACGCUUCAGUAUGAUCCUGGGUAGCAUAAUCGCCGGUACUUCAUUUGUGUUAGUGUGGUUUAUCAAUAAUCGAGCUGAUAUUUUAUUUAAUUCAAGGAGAACAGUUGAUUGCUAGGGAUACGCUGCGGACCACAUAUCAAUGAUCAGGUUAGAUAAUUAUCGCCAAGAUCAAAAUGUUCCAAUAACUAGCCUCUAACCGUAUGUGUGGUACGCCCUCGGACGAUUUUUUCUAAUUCCAAUAUUUGCACAUAUGUUACAUUAUCAUCUCAUAAUUAUUUUUAUUAUUUAUCAUCACCGUUUCAUAUAUGCAUCAAUUGCAUGAAAGAAAGAUUAUCAAUUGAUGCAUCCUUAAUAUUUCUGAAAUAUGUAAAUCACUAAACAAAUCUUUCCUCCUAUCUGCAAUUCUCUUUUUUUCUGUAUGAUGUGAUGAAAUUAAAUGUGUUUGAAUUGUUUAUAAAAUUAUGUACAAAAAAAAAAAAAAAACGAUCAAAAUGGAAAGCUCGAUAAAUUCGGCAGCUUUGUAUUUUGUAUGUAUAUUAAAUCACUGCACUUAUUACUUUAAAAACUCCUGUUUCCUCACAGCAUCAAAAUAUAAUAAAAAGCGAAAAAUUAUAUGAAA
This is a messenger RNA of Nylanderia fulva, 2780 nucleotides long. RefSeq names its product Nicastrin (gene Nct). Gene Ontology annotation, cellular component: plasma membrane. Lineage: Eukaryota; Metazoa; Arthropoda; Insecta; Hymenoptera; Formicidae. Gene Ontology annotation, biological process: protein processing; Notch receptor processing. The record is from RefSeq and is a predicted model, not a curated record.